Molecule: messenger RNA, 2698 nt
Organism: Linepithema humile (Argentine ant)
Lineage: Eukaryota; Metazoa; Arthropoda; Insecta; Hymenoptera; Formicidae
Product: ATPase family gene 2 protein homolog A
Cellular component (GO): cytoplasm
Molecular function (GO): ATP hydrolysis activity; ATP binding
Source: RefSeq, a predicted model, not a curated record
GUCAGUUUAGGUUAAAGUUUAAUGUUUAUCUCGUUUAUCUUGUUAGCCUUAUCUUGCAUUUGGUUGCAACUCGGUGUUCGUAAUGUUCGAAUUAUUCAUCACGUGGUUGAAUCUUAAAAUAUUUCGUGUGGUUUUUAAAUGAAUAAGAAGCCAGGAUUUUAUUAAAUUGCAGAAUAAAAGUGAAAACAAAUUGUUUAUUAAGAUGUCCAGUAAAUCGAGAAAGAGUUUGUCAACUUGGUAUACAUGUGAAAAGUGUAAAAGUGUUAUGCUGGAGAAGGAUGCUCACAAACACGUUAAAUGUCCAUCCACAGAAUGUGGGAGUUUUGAAACUGCAGAAUCUUGGACUUAUCCUUUUCAUUAUAUGAACAUAUUUCAUAGCGCUAUUUCAAGGGUCGAGGAAUGCGAAUUACUUGAUGAAGUGUCAGCGGCACGUUACGACGAUGCAGUGUUUCUAUCAAAGUCUGUUAUGGAUUUGUGUGGGAUUGAAGCAGGAUCACUAUGUCUUCUCGUGACUACCGAAGUACUAAGUGUUAAAAUUGCUUAUCCAGUAGAAGAUCAAAGUUUAACGAGUGUCUGUCUCCCAAAGCGUGCUGAUGAUAAAGACCAUUUAUAUGGAUUAGUAAAAGUAAAAUGUAUACCCUCAUAUGUUAUCAUCAGUCCUGCUCAAGAGAUUGUAAUGAUUCCUGUAGGAAACCACGGCGUGUCUAAUGCAGAAAAUGAUUUUCAGGAUAGAAUAAAAUUUAGUAAUGAAUUCAAGAUAUUUGUUAUCGGCAAUCUAUCAUACGUAUAUCAUAUUGGAAAAAAGUUAUUAUACAAAAUUAUUGACAUCAAUUCAGAGAAAAAUAAGAUAAGGAAGAAAAUUUCAAUAAAUGACUACCCAGGGGAAGACAUAUUAAAUCCUGUGGUAGCUUUUAAAAAUAUAAGGUUCAUAGAUAAUUACCCUAUAUUUUUCAGAGCAACGUAUUCAACGAAUUAUAAAAUUCUGGAUUCAGAGAAAGACAAAAUUGCAAAGAGUAUGUACAGUAUUAAAGAUAUAGGAGGGUACGACUACCUUAUAUCAAAUAUAAGACGAGUAAUCGAAAUCGGUAUUGGUAAUUACAAGAAUUUUGAAAACUUCAACAUCACCAAAGGAAUAAUUCUACACGGUCAUCCUGGUGUCGGUAAAUCUAUGAUUGCCAGCGCCAUUCUCUCAGCAUCUGGGGUUGCUGUGUUCUCUAUGCACAGCUCCGAUAUUUAUAGCAAGUCUGUCAAUGAAACCGAAGAUAAUAUCAAACAAUUGUUCGACAAAGCGAUGUUGUACUCUCCUAGUGUAAUAUUAUUGGAGGACAUAGAGAAUUUGUGUCCUAACAGAAGCAACUUUGGCUCGGAUCACGAGAGAAGAGUCUUUUCCCAAUUGAUAACGUUCUUCGACGAUAUGCAAAUCAAUCAGAACAAUGUCGUAUUAAUGGCCACAACCUCGAAAUUAGAUUCUGUGAACAGUUCUCUGAGAAGACCCGGCAGAUUUGGCAUAGAAUUUGAGGUGUGCGUACCGACCUCGGACAUACGUACAGAAAUAUUGAGAAAAUUACUUGAGAAGAUUCCGAAUACGCUUACAACGAUAGAUGUAGAGGAAAUUUCCUCCGUCACCCACGGCUUUGUUGGCGCCGAUUUACACGGUUUGUGUUCGAAAGCGAUAUUCUAUGCAGUGCAAUCCGAACCGGACCCUUACGCAAAGCAAAUGGUGUCGAAGGAUCAUUUUGACAAAGCCUUACACGUAACGAAACCUUCAGCUAUGAACACAGUCUUGGUGGAAAAUCCGAAUGUGAAAUGGUCAGAUAUCGGCGGACAAGAGUCAUUGAAGCAGCUAUUAGAGCAGGUGCUCGAAUGGCCUCGUGAACAUAGCGAAGAAUUCCGAAGAUUGGGCAUUGAGCCUCCUAAAGGUGUUUUAAUGUUCGGACCGCCAGGAUGCUCGAAAACUAUGGUCGCGAAAGCUAUUGCUACCGAAAGUUCACUGAACUUUCUGAGUAUUAAGGGUCCAGAAUUAUUUUCGAAAUGGGUUGGCGAGUCCGAGAAAGCUGUGAGAGAAGUAUUCCGAAAAGCGAGACAAGUGGCACCGGCUAUCGUAUUUAUCGAUGAAAUAGAUGCAUUAGGUGGUGAAAGAGCCUCUUCUACUGGUAGUGGCAGUAAUGUGCAGGAACGAGUGCUGGCUCAGUUACUGACUGAACUUGACGGUAUCACCAAACGCGAUGAUGUCAUGCUUUUGGCGGCCACUAAUCGACCGGAUAAAAUGGACAAGGCACUUCUCCGGCCUGGACGAUUCGACCGCAUAAUAUAUGUUGGAUUGCCAGACGAGUCAACCAGAGAAGAAAUAUUCAAACUAAAGUUCCAAAAGAUGUCGGUUGAAGAAAAUAUUAAUAUUGAUGAAUUGGUUAAGUUAACAGAUGGUUAUACUUGUGCAGAACUUGAAGCAAUAUGCAAUGAAGCUGGCAUAGUAGCAAUACAAGAAGGACUCAGUGCUAAAACCUACAUUGAUGUCAUUAAAAGAAGCCAUUUCCACAGGGCACUCAAACAGCUCCAUCCUAGAACGCCUCGUUCACUUAUACAAAUUUAUGACAAUUACUGUAAGGAAAAUAUUUCAUAUCGUGGGCUUAAUUGUUGAUGUUUGGACUUUUUAUAGAACGCAUAAUUAUAUUUUAUAAUAAAAACUUUUAUAAUUUUA